Messenger RNA from Penicillium argentinense, 462 nucleotides. Its product is annotated as mitochondrial import receptor subunit TOM22. The record is from RefSeq and is a predicted model, not a curated record. Gene Ontology annotation, cellular component: mitochondrial outer membrane. The transcript is spliced from 3 exons. Gene Ontology annotation, biological process: intracellular protein transport. Lineage: Eukaryota; Fungi; Ascomycota; Eurotiomycetes; Eurotiales; Aspergillaceae. The coding region runs from base 1 to 462 and encodes 153 amino acids.
AUGGUCAAGCUUCACGAGGUCGAGGACGAGCACUUCAGCACUGAGAAGCCCCAGCCAAGCAAGAACGAUGCUCUGCUGGUCUCCGAUGACGAGGAUGAGGACUACAGUGACACCGAUUCGGAAAUCUCCGAGACCGAGGAGGAUGCCGAGCUCGAUGAGGAGUCCUUCUACGAGCGUCUCUCCGCCCUGAAAGACAUGAUCCCGCCAUCCGCGCGCCGCACCGUCAACAACUCCGUCUCUUCGCUCACAUCCUUCACCAAGGCCAGUCUGUCCUUCAGCGGCAAGGCUCUUUGGAUUAUCAGCACCAGCGCCUUCCUGAUCGGUGUCCCCUGGGCUCUGGCCUACGCCGAGGAGGAGCAGUACAUCCAGAUGGAGCGCGAGCAGGGCAUGAUUAAGGGUGCCAACGAGAUGCUCACCCCCGGCGCCGAGCCCGAGAAGAAGGAGGCCCAACCCACUCUGUAA